Molecule: messenger RNA, 2377 nt
Organism: Danio aesculapii
Lineage: Eukaryota; Metazoa; Chordata; Actinopteri; Cypriniformes; Danionidae
Gene: gper1
Product: G protein-coupled estrogen receptor 1
Biological process (GO): cellular response to estradiol stimulus; G protein-coupled receptor signaling pathway
Cellular component (GO): membrane
Molecular function (GO): G protein-coupled receptor activity; nuclear estrogen receptor activity
Source: RefSeq, a predicted model, not a curated record
AACAGCGGGUUGUCUUUCCAACAGUAGGUGCAGACGGUGAAUCUUGUCCUGGUUGAAGGAUUACAAAUCUGCAGUAACUCUUCGCUGACUGCAUCACAAGCCCUCAUAAAUAAAGUGUUGCAGCUGUGCUGUUAUUGGUAAGACUAAAAAAAUCAUGCUCAUGGACUGGAGAAAACAAGACUGUGCCGGACUAAACACGUGUGAAAAACAAAGCGUGCAAAAGAAAAAAAAGAAGCAAGAUCCCUAAGGACUGACUCUUGGUGUUAGUGCCAUGGAUCACACAAGCCCAGGCAGCCUCCAUAGCUGAGAGACUGCCCUGAAAAUGGAGGUCUUCAACUCAGGCUCCAUCUCUAGAGGCAAAUCUUUAUGGAUGGCAUCAUCUAUUAAACAUUAAGCAUACACCCGGUUGCCGUCACAAUGCGGAUGCAUUCUAAAUGAAGGACCCUCAUUACAAAGUGAACUGGGCAGUGACACAGAUGAAGUAUGUAGCACCUUUUACAGCAUCUAAAACAAAGACCUGGUCAGUAUGGAGGAUCAGACUACCAAUGUGAUUCAGAUUUAUGUGAAUGGCACCGAGCAGCUCAAUGCUUCGUUUGACUUCAACAUAACUGAUGUGAAAGAAAGCACAGACACCUAUGAGUUUUACAUCAUCGGCCUGUUUCUCUCAUGCCUGUACACCAUUUUCCUGUUCCCCAUCGGUUUCAUUGGGAACAUCCUCAUUUUGGUGGUCAACCUCAACCACAGGGAGAGGAUGACCAUCCCAGAUCUGUACUUUGUCAACCUGGCUGUGGCAGACCUUAUUCUGGUGGCAGACUCUCUCAUUGAGGUCUUCAAUCUCAACGAGAAGUACUACGACUAUGCCGUACUGUGUACCUUCAUGUCGCUUUUUCUCCAAGUAAACAUGUAUAGCAGCAUCUUCUUUCUGACAUGGAUGAGUUUUGACCGCUACAUCGCUCUCACCAGCUCCAUGAGCAGCAGUCCAUUGCGAACCAUGCAGCAUGCCAAACUCAGCUGCAGCCUCAUCUGGAUGGCCUCCAUCCUGGCAACUCUGCUUCCUUUCACAAUCGUGCAGACACAACAUACCGGUGAGGUGCACUUCUGCUUCGCCAAUGUCUUUGAGAUUCAGUGGCUCGAGGUGACGAUUGGAUUUCUGGUGCCGUUCUCCAUUAUUGGCCUGUGCUACUCCCUGAUCGUCCGCACUCUUAUGCGUGCCCAGAAGCACAAGGGAUUGUGGCCCCGUCGUCAAAAGGCCCUGCGCAUGAUUGUGGUGGUUGUGUUGGUGUUCUUCAUCUGCUGGCUGCCUGAAAAUGUCUUCAUUAGCAUCCAGCUGCUCCAAGGCACAGCCGAUCCAUCAAAGCGCACUGACACAACACUGUGGCAUGACUACCCUUUGACCGGCCACAUUGUCAACCUAGCUGCAUUCUCCAACAGCUGCCUGAACCCGAUAAUUUACAGCUUUCUUGGGGAGACCUUCAGGGAUAAGCUGCGACUCUUCAUUAAGAGGAAGGCAAGUUGGUCUGUGGUCUACCGCUUCUGUAAUCACACUCUGGACCUGCAGAUCCCUGUCAGGAGUGAGUCUGAAUUGUAGCACAGUGCAAAUAGAUGGUAAAGAGGGACAUGGUGCAUAGGGAAGUGGUUAGAGUGAUUUCACCAAGUAGGACAUGUUCCUGGAUCAACAUUUUUGUUGAUCCUAGAACGACAUUCCAGCCAAUUGGAUUUAAGAGAUAAAUUUGCAGUUUAUCUUACGUUUAGGCUUUCAGUAAGGGUUAUGUGAUUGUACGUAAUUGUUAUCCAACUAAUAAUCUCCUUUGAUUUUGGGUUAGGGUUAGGUUUGGGGGUAGGGAUUAGGUUUGGAUUAUAUUUUUUAAUUAGGAAUUAUGUUCCUUGAACAUUGAUGUUAAUCUAGGAUUGCAUCCUACUUGGCAAAAAUCACAUCAACUACAGGGCAGUCUGCUUGGAGGAGCCCACAGAAGAACUUUAUUUAAACAUGAGGAGCCAGAGCAGAAGGCUGUCCAUAGGGCCCAGUAUCCCUCGCACCACUAAUGAGUGCACACUUGGCAACCUGCAGUUCCUGAAGUUGGCAUCUGCUUUGGCUCACUUUCCAGAACUUGAUCAAGUAGUGACACGGGUUGACGUAAUGAACACUGCUUAAUGUUUAAGGUCACCUAAGUGAACCAAGGAUUAUUCAGGCUGAAUCUCCUGCUGAUGAAGUGGAUUACAAGAUGCGAGUGCUUGCCCUAUAGCUGGCUUUUACAGUUAACUGAAAUAGAGAUGUCAUUUCAAAACGAAGACUUUCGUAAGAACGAGCCCAUUCUAAAGGGAACAAAUAAAGUCAUCAAAGUACACAUAACCCCUUUCUCAGUCAUUUUAAUAUAUA